GUCCUAAUAUUUUUGUAUCCAUCUUUCCUGCUCUAUAUAUAGACAUAUAUUCUUUACUUUUAGCAUCUAAAUCCCAAAUAUGUCAAACAAUUUGACGAAGCAAAAGCUUCAAGGCAAAGUAGCCAUCGUGACAGGCGGCGCCAGCGGCCUCGGCGAGACGACCGCCCGCGCCCUGGCGGACCACGGGGCGCGGAGGGUGGUGAUCGCCGACAUCCAGUCCGAAAAGGGCCACGCCGUGGCGAAAGCCAUCGGCCUGGAGCGGUGCAGCUUCUUCUGGUGCGACGUGACCGACGAGCUCCAGGUCGAGAACCUGGUCCGGUGGACGGCGACGACGCACGGCGGCCUCGACGUCAUGUUCAGCAACGCCGGCACCGCCACCAGGCUCCCUCAGACGAUCCUGGAGCUGGACAUGACCGAAUACGACCGCGUGAUGCGCGUGAACGCGCGUAGCAUGGCGGUGUGCGUGAAGCACGCGGCGCGUAAGAUGGUGGAGCUGGGGACGGGAGGGGCCAUCGUCUGUAUGGCGAGUCUGGCGGCGGUGAAGGCGAUGGCGAACACGACGGACUACAUGAUGUCCAAGUGCCCGACGCUGGGGCUGAUGGAGUGCGCGAGCUUGCAGCUCGGGAAGCACGGGAUUCGGGUGAACAGCGUGUCGCCCGGGCUCGUGUACACGCCGCUGGCCGAGGAGACGGGGUUUGCGUUGGAGGAUAUGGAGAGGUUCAUUGGGCCCUACAAGAGCUUGAAAGGGGCGACGCUCACGGCCGAGCACGUGGCGGACGCGGUGGCGUUCCUGGCUUCGGAUGAGGCGGCGUUGCUCACCGGAGUUAAUUUGGUGGUGGAUGGUGGGAUGGUUGCUGCGCCAUUCCUUGAAUAAAAUUAUCAAAUUUAAAAUUCCAAUAAAGAAGCUCAACUAUGGCGAUAUCGGAAAGUUUGUCCCAUUUUUUCAUUUUCAUCUGUUCCAUAAAAUUUGUCUCAUUUCUCUUUUUACCAUUUUUUGUAGUGAACUCAUAUUCCUCUAAUUCGUUCCUACCCACAUUUUAUUAUA
Molecule: messenger RNA, 1045 nt
Organism: Salvia hispanica
Lineage: Eukaryota; Viridiplantae; Streptophyta; Magnoliopsida; Lamiales; Lamiaceae
Source: RefSeq, a predicted model, not a curated record